Messenger RNA from Ochlerotatus camptorhynchus, 3083 nucleotides. RefSeq names its product protein lin-54 homolog. The record is from RefSeq and is a predicted model, not a curated record. The transcript is spliced from 6 exons. The coding region runs from base 467 to 2836 and encodes 789 amino acids. Gene Ontology annotation, biological process: regulation of DNA-templated transcription. Gene Ontology annotation, cellular component: nucleus. NCBI's taxonomy places the organism in Eukaryota, Metazoa, Arthropoda, Insecta, Diptera, Culicidae.
CGCAGCAAAACGAAGAAAAUAUAAAUUUGAGUUUGAAAUUUUUAUUUGCUAGUUUGAUUUUUCACCGAAAUAGCGGCUGAACCUGACUAAAUUUAAGUAAAAAGUGUUACAUUCAGCGAGUGGAUUGGAUGCAAAGUGAAAAAGUUCGCGAGAAUUGGAAGACGGCGUCGGUUUGGGAGCGAGGAAAAAAUCGGUCAAAAAACGACUUCGAGCUGACAGAUUUCCAGUUGGAUUCGCGGCGACGGCGGCGGCAGCAGCAGUGGCGAAUGUGAGCUCGAGCCCGCGACCCCCAGAAGCCGAACGAAGCAGCAGCAAGGGUGUUUUUGUUGUUGCUGUCCGCGAGGAACGGCGCAGUUGGAAGAAUCCGCGAACAGAAGGACCAGCUGGCACACCCUUGACCAGUAGUCUAAACGGUUUAUUUUGUAGUAAAUUUUGAUCGUUUGUGAGGGCUUGAAAGGAUCGAAAAAUGGAAGUUGAUGAGGACUACAUAUUUGACGAUCAAGCCGCAAUGGAGGAGCUUGGUAUCGAUUCCCUGGACGAGGGUAUGCUCGUUGGUUCAGAUGACCUUGUAGAGUAUUCAGCUGGCGAAGACGAAUUUGAAGAGGAUACAGUUUAUGUGAAAACGGAGGAAUGUUUUGAAGACGCAAUCCCAAAAACAAUGAUUACCAGUCCAAACAUAACGGUCAAACGUGUGGUCAACAACAAACCAGUGGCCCCGAUGGUGCAGAAAAUUGCGCCUAGGCCAACGAAUCUAAUUCGUGCUACCAAUGCGGCUGGUAAGGUUGUUCUUAUACAGAAGCAGCCUUCUACUGUGGCCCCAGUAAAACUGCUCAAUAAUGCUAAAACGGCUACUGCAGCCAGUACCACAACCUCCUACCAUUUAGUAAAAAGCGAAGGCGGUGUAGUUAUGCAAUCGAAGGGCCAAAAUCAAACCAUGAUCCGACGGGUUGUUCCUGCUACAGCCACCUCAACAACCGCUACCACAGCCGUAAGUCUGAACAAACCUAAAACGGUUGCUAGACCUGCUACCCACGUUGUGAUCCAUACGAAAAUGGGACCAUCGGGUACUACCACUACCAAAACUCUAACCGUCGCCGAAGCCCAUCAGAUGGGCCUGCUCAACAAUAACAAAACGAAACAAGUGGUGGCAGUGGCAAAACCACGGCCCACAGGAAUCUCAGCGGUAAAAUCUCCGGUCAAAAUCCUUCCCAGCACCACAACCAAUUCUUCCAUGGUACGGUUGAAACAAUCUCCUGGAGCCACUGGUACGGCCGGGCAAGUGCAACGAGUUUCGACGAUCGCCAAGUCCGCUGUGCAAAGCCACAAGGUCUUCCUGCCUCAGAGUGCCAUCCAGGCAGGGCAGCAAUCCGGACAAAUUCAGGCAAUAAACAUUCCCGGCAAAGGAAUCCAAUACGUACGCUUUCUCAAUCAGAGCUCUAGCUCGUCAAGUGCGACAACCACUUCUUCCGGUCAGAAAAUGGUUCAAGUCCAAAUGAAUAAGACUGGUGCUGCAGUGCCAGGUUCGAAAAUAAUCGUGCAGAACAACAAAACCUACGUCGUAAGCAAUGGCAAUGUAGCGGCUGUGCGCACUGCUUCUGGCCAACCGGUCAGCCGAGUGAUGGCAUCCGGUUCGCAAACCGUCGUGCGAAAAGUCAUCUCUGCUGGAAGUAGUCAAGCUGGUAUCGUUCGGCGUGACCCGGAAUCGACCCGUUACAUAGCGGUAGUUCGAAAGGAAGAUGGUAAAUCGUCCGAACCGGCCAGCAGCCUGACAGCAUCACAGCUGAGUCAACUGGCCGGAACCACUGUAAUGACCGGUGGUACCAAAACGAAAAUAGUCAUGGUUCCAUCAUCGUCAUCCGCUUUGGGUCAGCAGAAAGCAACACUUGCCAGCAGUGCCCCGUCGAUCAUUUCGGUGAAACGUGAAUCCGUCAGUGGGUCCGAAGAUGAAACACGGAAAGGUCCCGCCGUGGGGACCAUUUUUCCCGACGAGGCCUACAAGAAGCGGCCGUGUAAUUGCACCAAGUCGCAGUGUCUGAAGUUGUACUGCGACUGCUUCGCGAAUGGGGAAUUUUGCUACAACUGUAACUGCCGAGAUUGUUACAACAAUCUGGAUAAUGAGGAGGAACGGCAGAAGGCCAUUCGGGCUACGCUGGAACGGAAUCCGAGUGCAUUCAAACCAAAAAUCGGUGCUGUCAGUGCCGACGAGGACGCGCUCCGCCAGCACACCAAGGGUUGCAACUGCAAACGGUCCGGCUGUCUGAAGAACUACUGCGAGUGCUACGAGGCGAAAAUUGCCUGCUCGGCCAACUGCAAGUGCAUAGGUUGUCGCAACACCGAGCAAUACGCAAAAGAGUUCGAGUACGCUACUUCUCUGGCUAGUGUCGGUUCCUUGGGUGUGGGUGGCAGCACAGACGCUACUGGACCAGGUGGAGGAGAAGGUGCUGAUUCGGAGCAUCUAUCAGGUGACGACAGUAUGGCGGAAGUCAGUCGCACCGAUACGAGUUUAGGUGGCUCAAGUGGUACCACCGUGGUGGCCGCCAUUGGAGAACCCGCAGCAGUGGCAGCGGCAACCACAUCAGCAGCCGUAGCAGCAGUUGCCGGAAUGAAGCGAGCCCUUCCGGCAGAACCCGAUCUCACGCAAUUACCACCGUCGAAGCAGCCGUACAAUUUUAUGACUCCGGACGUUAUCGAAGCAACGGUGCAGUGCAUGAUUGCGCAAGCGGACGAAUGUCAGAAGCGUGGUUGCAACAUCCGAACCGCCGAACGAAUGAUUCUCGAAGAAUUUGGUCGCUGCCUGGUGGAGAUUAUCGAAUUCUCCAGUAAAUCGGACAGCUAAAAGCUGUACCUGCUCGAUUGUGGGACAAAAGUUUAUUGCACACCUUUAUGCAAGAUUGUGGAGACGCUUAUUGCUCCUGUACGGUACUGAUAAUAGGAUUACAUACACACAAAUUAGAAAGUAGUUACAUAUCGGUGCCAUCGUGAAUGGCACACGAAAUAUAACUGGUUGUUAUUUAACCAAAAUUUGGUCUAGAACAUUAUGUAUUAGCAAUAAAUAUUUAACGAAUGAUGGAGUUUAUUCAAAU